Messenger RNA from Cajanus cajan (pigeon pea), 1073 nucleotides. RefSeq lists its product as uncharacterized. Gene Ontology annotation, cellular component: cytosol. Gene Ontology annotation, molecular function: metal ion binding. Lineage: Eukaryota; Viridiplantae; Streptophyta; Magnoliopsida; Fabales; Fabaceae. The record is from RefSeq and is a predicted model, not a curated record. Gene Ontology annotation, biological process: protein histidyl modification to diphthamide.
AAUAGAUAUUUGUUUUUUAAUUACAAAUUUUUAAUAUCUGGUAAAAUCCAACCUCCAUAACCGCUUCUGAAACAAGUUUGUGACAUUACCAAUUCACCAUCCUCCUGGAUUAGUUAACCAAUUUCCAUGUCUUGGAAUCACAAACACGCCAACCCUCGUCUUCAAUCUCUAUAACAUUCUUCACAUAUAUCUUCAUUUUUUAGGAUUUGAAGAUGGGGAUGGAUAAAGUUUUUGCCAUGUCCAAGAUGAGGAAAGCAGAAUUGGUGAAAGGGGUGGUGAUCAUUGCUGUGAUGAUGGCUAUGCUUGUUGCCGAUGCAGCUGAUACAAAUGAUGUUUAUAGUCCAUGUAAUGAUGCUAAAGUUCAGAAAGGAGAUGGUUUUACAUUUGGUAUUGCAUUUUCGGAGAAGCAAUUUUUAUCCCAAGACAAUGGCCCACAGCUUUCCCCUUGUGACAAACGCCUAGACCUCACAAACAAAGGAGCACAGCUUGCUGUUUUUAGGCCAAAGGUUGACGAGAUCUCCCUACUUACCAUUAACAGGAGCACCCUAAACCCGGGCACAGCUGGAUAUAUGGUUGCAUUUGCUGGGCAGAAAUAUGCAGCAAGGUCACUGCCUAUUAUGUUUGGUGACAACACUCACACAAUUACUAGUUUCACUUUGGUUCUUGAAUUUCAAGAGGGAACCCUUAUAAACUUGUAUUGGAAGAGCUUCGGUUGUGGUGCAUGUUCUAAGGGGAGCAUUUGCCUGAAUCAACAAGAAUGUGCAGUGCCAAACACAGAGUGUCAAAACCGUGGAAGGAAUGCCUGCAACAUGGGUGUACAGUUGGUAUUCUCAGGGACUGACAAGAAUCUCAACGCUCUUAAUUCUUGGUAUGAAGUGAAAAAUCUAAGGCAGUACUCCCUCUAUGGGUUAUACUCCAAUCUUCGUGACUCCAUCGUCGGGCCAUAUGAAAAGUUCUUUUAAGUUUACAUAUUUCCAGCUUGCAUGCAUUGGAGACUGUACUCAUUUAACUGUUAUUUGUGAGUCAAUGUCCUUUGUAUUCACAAUCAAAAUCCCAAACAACUUGUCUAUUUC